AUGGAGCUGGAGAGACUGGAGCCGCUGGACUCUUGGCUGACCUUAGGAACCCAGCAGAGCUGGCUGGAGUGCCCUGAAAACGUGUGCAAGUCCAUCAAGCUGGCGCAGAAGUCGUUGUCGCAGGGUGAGGUGCUCCUGAGGCUUCAGAUUUCCACAAGGCUCCCCAGCCCGCCUGAAGAGCUCUUCCCUCCUCCAGAGCUGGUGGAGAGUGUGGGGCGGCUGACACCCGACCCUGCACACCUCUUUGCAGACAUCCGAGUGGUGGAAUCGAUCGCGCCUGGUCAGGCGACGGUUCAGCUGACCGUUGAUCCCAACAACUUGUGGUUCAAGACGCUGGCCGCCAACUCCCCCGCACUGACCUCUGAUGAGGUGUUGCAGCCUCACCCAGGGUGCCUUGUAGUGCGAAGGUCCCCAAGCCCGCAAGGCAGCUGUACCAUGUUGGUAAGUUCACAGGCCUCGCACUAUCUGAGCACAGCUGUGACUGUGUCACCUGACCCGCAAGAUGCGAGCAAAACGCUUAUCACCCGCCUUAUAGCGGCGCCUACGGACUGUGCGUACUUCCGCCUCAAGCACCUUGCUCGGAUGUCCUUGUCUCUGGCUGGAGCAGCUUGGUUGGGAUGGGUCUUUGGUGCGGAGAUGUGCGCUGCUCGCGUGGCCAUGAAGAGUUUCUAUGUCAUCCUCUCCAUAGAGAGCUGCAACUACGGACCUCCACUGCUGCCACGCACGGCGGGUGCAAAGCCCUUUGUUGCAGAACACUGGGAGCGCGCACCAGCAGAAGGACAUUUCGCAGCUUACCUCCACGACUUCUUGCGGGCUUUGGGCUUGGGUGUCGAGGUCUUCUGUUCUGUAGACGGCAAGCAGCUUACCCAGAAUCAGGCGAUGCUCCGUAGGCACGAAUGGGAGAAGGCUUUGCCCAUCUUCCUGCCCAUGUUCCAGAUGUCCACCAUGGCCUACCGAAGGUUGAGCCCCCAUGGGGCCGGCGAGCCGCCCAAGCUACUGGAGGACGAGGAAGCGACUUUCUGCCCAUGA
Messenger RNA from Symbiodinium natans, 1029 nucleotides. The record is from the annotation of a GenBank genome assembly. Lineage: Eukaryota; Dinophyceae; Suessiales; Symbiodiniaceae.